AUGGGGGUUCUUACAUAUCUUGAUACCUUUAGAAACAAAACCAUGCUCGCAAACACUCAGCGAAUCCUGGUAGACCAAUUCCAGACUGAGAUAUGCAAAGGAGCACAAAUAUUUUGCUUAUCUGGUCUCGAUAAUGAUGAGAUGUAUUUCAAUCAUGAGAUUGCCAAGCUGGCAGCAUAUAUAUCCACCAUGGAAUUCCAUUCUUUGUUAUGGAGGGCUGCACGACCUUAUCUGUUGGUGGAUUACUUUGAAGAUGUCACUCAAGAGACGGUCCAAUUGGAUGAUGAAAAUUGCUCAAGAAAAAUCAUCCUAAAAGGUUACCUUCGAGGUUGUUACAUCGAGGAAACAACUAAGGUGCAUAUUGCUGGAGUUGGCGAUUUUCCUUUAGCUUUCGUUACUAAAUUCGUUGAUCCGUUCCCUUUACCUUCUGAUGGGGAUCUUAAUGAGUUAACUUGUAUGAAGAUUGGGUGUUUCAGAGCAGGAACUUAUGUAAGUUUUGAGUUGCAUGACGUCCCAUUUGAGACGGUCAAACAUUAUGAUCCUUGUCGGCCUGUUCUUGUUGGAGGUAUCAGUCUUGAAGAAGAAAAUCUUGGAUAUAUUCAGGUGAAACUUAAACGACAUAGUUGGCAUACAAAGUUAUUGAAGACCAAGGACCCUAUAAUUGUUUCAGUUGGUUGGAGGAGGUACCAGACAAGACCUAUUUAUGCCUUCAAAGACGGCCAUGGCAGCUAUCGGGGGCUUAAUCACACUCCGAAAAACAAGCCCUGUCUUGCGAUGUUCUGGGCCCCCCUUGCACCUCUUGGUACUGGGCUUGCUGUGGUGCAAAGUCUGGCAGACAAAAAGGCAGCAUUUCGGUUUUUAGGAAAAGCUUAUGUAGUUGAUACUAAUCAGGGGUCAGUGAAGAUAGUUAAGAAAAGCAGGAGGACUGCUCUUUUAAAGGAUAUGUGUACAAAAAUUCAUACUACUACUGGAAUUUGUGGGAAAAUUGAUGAGCCUGACCGCAUAUGGGAAAGUGGGGUGAAAACCUCUGGGUGUCAACUCUCUGUGCCUGCCGACUAUGAAUCGUUUCAUAAGACCUAUAUAGACCCAUUAGAACCCAAGGACCACGAACUACUUAAGCUUGUGGUAGAGGCGAACCGUUUAAGAUCUUCCAAGGGUAAUAAAAAAUUAGUAGAGGAUAAUAAAAAAUUAGCCGAGGAUAAGUUUAAAGAGGUGGAAACUAUAGUUGCUGAGAGGAGGAAAGAGCGAGCAUCAACUCUGAGACGGGAUUCGCCUGAACAGUUGCGUGCGGUGAGGUUCCGUAAGAAUGAAAUUGAGGAAGAUGGGGCACUACUCUACUAGCAGAGUUGUUAAGGAGAUUCAAAGAGAGAGAAGAGCUGAAGGCAAAUGGCACUGCAGAGCGUCAAGUCUAUUAAUAAUAUAUCCCUGCAGCCUUGUCUAUUAGAUUAAAUUAGUUACUUUGUCUGUCAAGAGGUAAUGUACUGGCAUCGGAUCUUAUGUUACACAAGCAAUGUCGAUUGUAUAGAAUUUCCCGUGUAUGAAUCCUCGAUUAGGUAACAUUUCUUCUACCGUUUAGUGUUUCUUUGAGAAUUUUAUGUUUGAGAACAAUAAUUUCAAUUGCACUUUUGCAACC
Molecule: messenger RNA, 1633 nt
Organism: Papaver somniferum (opium poppy)
Lineage: Eukaryota; Viridiplantae; Streptophyta; Magnoliopsida; Ranunculales; Papaveraceae
Product: ribosome biogenesis protein BMS1 homolog
Exons: 8
Coding region: 1-1341 (446 amino acids)
Biological process (GO): maturation of SSU-rRNA from tricistronic rRNA transcript (SSU-rRNA, 5.8S rRNA, LSU-rRNA); endonucleolytic cleavage of tricistronic rRNA transcript (SSU-rRNA, 5.8S rRNA, LSU-rRNA); ribosome biogenesis
Cellular component (GO): 90S preribosome; nucleus
Molecular function (GO): GTPase activity; U3 snoRNA binding; GTP binding
Source: RefSeq, a predicted model, not a curated record